Glycine soja is the source of this 2459-nucleotide messenger RNA. RefSeq names its product seipin-2-like. Bases 135 to 1229 code for a protein of 364 amino acids. Gene Ontology annotation, biological process: lipid storage; lipid droplet organization. Gene Ontology annotation, cellular component: endoplasmic reticulum membrane. The record is from RefSeq and is a predicted model, not a curated record. NCBI's taxonomy places the organism in Eukaryota, Viridiplantae, Streptophyta, Magnoliopsida, Fabales, Fabaceae. The transcript is spliced from 2 exons.
UGUGUGUUGCUUUGGAAUAUAAUUUUUUUUUUCCGAAAAUAUACUUCCCUUUUUGAGAAAGCAAAAAAUUCUCAAUUUUUUGGCUUCAAAAUUAACCAGCCUGGGAAGUUCAAUAUCCGAUCACGUCAUCUUCAAUGGAGUCAUCUUUUUCAGGCCCAAACAACCAAAACGACGACGUUUUCCUCGACGCGCUUCCUCACUGCCCCUUCCACCAUUGCUCCGGCGCCGCCGAUAAAUCGCCGGAAUCUUCCUCCUCUUCUUCAAUUCUCUCCGACCCCAACCCACCCUCCCCACCUCCGGCAACCACAAUCCGCCGCCGUUCAACCCGCCGUAACUCACCGGUUAGGGAGACCACGAAUACCGGUUCCAGCCACAAUUCGACCACCGGAAACGUCACGAACCUUCGGAGCGAUCGAAAUCUCGGAACUUCAAACGGAAAUGAGAAUUUCCCCGAGAAAUGCGAUUCAAAUCGAGAGAAAGUUCGUCCCUUUCAAUCUCCAAGCGUUGGCACCGAAGAGGGGAACGAGGAAUCGACGUUAACCACCGCCGAGAACGAAGACGGCGUCACCGAUUCCGCUGACUCGGCGGUGGAAUUCAGUAAUUCCCCUUUGAAUUCGCUCGAUUAUGUAACGGGGUUGGUGAUUAGAUCAAUUGUGUUUCAAAUCAAUAUUUUCGUUGUCUUAAUGAAAUUCCCAGUGUGGUUUAUGUUACAUGUUUUUUUGUUUUUCGUGGACCCUUUUGGAACAAUCAGUAAGGGGAAAGGUCUUUUGGUGGUGAUUUUGGGUAAAUUUUGGUGUUUUGUUUUUCGGUGCAUUGAUCCUUCAGCUCAAGGGUGGUUCAAAGAGCACAAAUCCUUGUGGAAUGUUGCAUUUAGGUGUGGGUGGGGAUUCUUGAGGUCAAUGUAUAUUUGUUGCAUUUUGUUUGGUCUUUUGGUUUCUUCACUUGUGGUGAGUGGGUUUUUGGUGAGGUGGUUGGUGGAGGAGCCGUUUCAGAUGAGGCAGGUUUUGAAUUUUGAUUACACCAAGCAGAGUCCUGUUGCAUUUGUACCUGUGAUGUCUUGUGAUGGUGUUGGGGGUGCGCAUGAUUCUGAGAAGGGCAUUGCUGUUAGAGAGUGGAUGGGUAGAAGGGUUAUACCUGCUAACCAAAAGGUGCAGGUCACUGUUUCAUUGGUUGUGCCAGAGUCAGAAUACAACACAAAUCUUGGCAUCUUUCAGCAUAAGGACCUUUGAUGGUGGAUGGGCUAUUUGUGGUCACUUCUCAGUAGUGUACGACUUUAAAGGGUUUGAGUGGCAAGUUGGUGCUAGUUUUAACUCUCAAUAUCUUUUUAUUUGCUUUAUUUGAGUAUUGUCGUAGUUUGGUUAGAAGAAAUGAUGAAAACAUGAUUCUAGAAUAUCAUGAAUUAGGGGUUCAAAUGUUCAAUAGCUUCUAUACGCCAAGUGUCGCGAUUAAGACACUUAGCUGGCCUUUACAUAAAAGCUAAAACUUUUAGCUAGAAUGGUUCUUUUAUUUGUGUCUAUGUACUAUGUUUCCUAUCAUUGUGGUGUGAGUGCUUUAAGAUGAUAGUUAGAUUUAUUAGGCAAAGAAGAAGAUCCUCUGUUAAAAUUGCCAUUUUCUUGUACUUGUAUCAUUCUGCUUAAAGAAUCUGAACUAUUAAUAUGAUGAUAAUUACAGUUCAUAGUUUCCUGUUGCUUUGUUUUGGGUUCUUUGACGUGUCUAUUUUAUAGAUCAGGGUAGACUUCUUGUCUUCUGAUGGCAAAACAAUUUGGAGUUCAAACCAACCUUGCAUGUUGAAAUUCACAAGUGAGCCUAUCCGCCUAAUCACGACAUUCCUCAAGAUUGUACCUCUUGUCACUGGCUAUAUAUCAGAAACCCAGACACUGAAUGUCAAGAUGAGAGGUUUUGUUGAAGGGGAUGUACCUACUUCAUGCUUAAAAGUAACCCUUGAGCAGCGAGCAGAAUAUUCACCUGGUGCCGGCAUUCCUCAAAUGUAUGAUUCAUCAGUGGUUAUUGAAUCAGAACUUCCCUUAUUCAAGAGGAUUAUAUGGCAUGGGAAGAUUUGCAUAUUUUUAUGGAUCACAAUGAUGGCUUUCAUGAUGGAGUUACUACUCGUUCUAGUGUGUUGUUUGCCUAUAAUUAUUCCAAGAACCAGGCAAAGCAGUGGUGCUGCUCGUGUUACCGGUACCCAAAAUAAUCUUCAGGCACCAAAUUAAGGAGACUAGUUUCUUUCCCAAGGCAUCGUGACAAUAAUGGGAGAUUUAUUUUUCCGUCUAAUAAUAUAACCUAGCACUUUCUGACAUGUAUAUCUUGUUUAGUGAGGCAUCGUUACUUUAAUUCAUUUUUCCUUUCCAGUUUCCAAUAUUCUUUAUUAAAUUUCCUUUCCAAAUUAGUAUGUACAUUUUUAAUUGUAAUGUAACUUGGCCAAAUCUAUGUCCAUAUCAUUAAUUUACUUAUCUUUGUUA